UCAGCUUUUACUUUUCGGCCAGAAGCGUGUGUAAUGUUUAGUGGCGUGGAAAUUGACUGGUCUGGUUGAUGACAUUCCGUUUAAUAAGUUUCUUGUUAUUUUGUGCUUCUUUUUUCUGCUUUCUCCCCAAACCUUGGUCAGAUCCGCGAAUCCAUCUCUACAAAAGCACAACGAACAACGCUCUUUCCAUUCAGACAUUACUACAAACACAUACCGAGCUAUUCUAUGCUCUCUCUCUUUCUCUUUAAUUCCUUCUGUUAAUCAGCUUUGUUGACUCUUCUUCUUCAGUUCUUCGCUCGCAUUACCGCACGCUUCCCUAUUUGUUUAUUUCUCCCAUAAGAUAAAUCCACUGGAUUUGGAAACUAGUGAUACAUUGUGAACUCACUGAAAGUGUGGAAAGAAUCCAGUCAUAAGUCUUAAUAGUUAACACUAGAUACUGUGGUUCAAGCAACAUGUCUACAGCAACCAAGGGUGAUAGGAAGGCCACCCUUGACGCAGCAUCAUGGAUGUUCAAUGUGGUAUCAUCUGUGGGAAUCAUCAUUGUGAAUAAAGCUCUCAUGGCUAACUAUGGUUUCAGUUUUGCUACGACCUUAACUGGCCUCCAUUUUAUCACAACCACCUUGCUGACUUCCAUUCUUAAGGGGAUGGGAUAUAUCCAGAGUACUCAACUUCCAAUUUCUGAUCUCAUCAAGUUUGUGUUAUUUGCUAAUUUUUCCAUUGUCGGAAUGAAUGUGAGUUUAAUGUGGAACUCUGUUGGUUUCUAUCAGAUCGCUAAGUUGAGUAUGAUUCCAGUAUCUUGUUUGCUGGAAGUUGUCUUUGACGAUGUGCGAUAUUCAAGGGACACAAAGCUAAGCAUUUGUUUGGUACUCCUUGGUGUUGGUGUCUGUACUGUCACUGAUGUGAGCGUCAAUAUGAAGGGCUUAAUAGCUGCUGUGGUGGCAGUCUGGAGCACCGCACUUCAGCAGUAUUAUGUGCAUUUUCUACAGAGGAAGUACUCUCUUGGAUCGUUUAAUUUGUUGGGCCAUACUGCACCGGCACAGGCCGCAAGUUUACUGUUAGCAGGUCCCUUUGUGGACUAUUGGUUGACAAACAAACGAGUUGAUGCUUUCAACUAUGGUCUGGCGUCUACUCUGUUCAUCGUUCUGUCUUGCACUAUCGCGGUAGGAGUAAACCUUAGUCAGUUCAUCUGCAUUGGCCGGUUUACUGCCGUAACAUUCCAAGUCCUUGGCCAUAUGAAGACUAUUCUAGUUCUUAUCUUGGGAUUUGUUUUCUUUGGAAAAGAAGGCCUCAAUCUACAUGUAGUUAUAGGCAUGCUCAUUGCCAUAGUUGGAAUGAUCUGGUACGGCAAUGCCUACCACUACCAAAACACAAGAUUAUAGUGCAGUUCCAGUAUCAUCUGAACCUGAUGAAGAGGCAUAGAAAUUUUAGUGCAUGUUCAAGAAAAGAGAUAAAUGUGGGGGUGUAACGUUUUGGUGGUGUUCAUGGCAGGUGCUCUUUGUGUCAACUGAUUCAUUUUUCUUUUCAUCUAGAAGGGAUUUAUUUUGUUAUUGAUAGAAUCAUGCACAAUCAUAUAUCUCUGGUUUUUUGUGUACUUAACUAUAGUGGAAGCUAAGGACACAUUGAACGGGUUCAUUUGCGAAAUAAUGUUCAUUUUUUCCAGCAUAGAAGUUGGUAAACUGUACUUUUAAUACUGGAUUCACAAAAAACGCAAUCCUUAAUUCCUUAUUCACUUUUCAAACGGAUUGCCAUUGUU
Arachis ipaensis is the source of this 1753-nucleotide messenger RNA. RefSeq names its product nucleotide sugar transporter-KT 1 (gene NST-K1). The record is from RefSeq and is a predicted model, not a curated record. Lineage: Eukaryota; Viridiplantae; Streptophyta; Magnoliopsida; Fabales; Fabaceae.